This is a messenger RNA of Leopardus geoffroyi (Geoffroy's cat), 4215 nucleotides long. RefSeq names its product adenylate cyclase 2 (gene ADCY2). Gene Ontology annotation, cellular component: plasma membrane. Gene Ontology annotation, biological process: cAMP biosynthetic process; adenylate cyclase-activating G protein-coupled receptor signaling pathway; intracellular signal transduction. Lineage: Eukaryota; Metazoa; Chordata; Mammalia; Carnivora; Felidae. Gene Ontology annotation, molecular function: adenylate cyclase activity. The record is from RefSeq and is a predicted model, not a curated record. Bases 245 to 3538 code for a protein of 1097 amino acids. The transcript has 25 exons.
UCGCACCCGCCCCCUCCCGCGCGGUGGCGGCAGCGGCGGCGCCGGGAGCUGCCCCUGAGGCCGCCGCCCGGCCCCCGCCCGCGCGUCAGCGCCCAGCCCGGGGCGCCGAGCUCCGCCCGCGCCGGAGGCCCCUGCGCGCAGCUCGGAGCGCGGCAGCCGGGCCGGCCGAGGCGGCGCGGGGGUGGGACGCGGGCGGCGCAGCCCCGGCCGGGCGCGCUCGGCGGGCGCCCCGCGAGCCGGCCCGAUGUGGCGGGAGGCGAUGCGGCGCCGCCGCUACCUGCGGGACCGCGCCGAGGCGGCGGCUGCGGCGGCGGCGGCGGCGGCGGGCGGCGGCGACGGGCUGCAGCGGUCCCGGGACUGGCUGUACGAGUCCUACUACUGCAUGAGCCAGCAGCACCCGCUCAUCGUCUUCCUGCUGCUCAUCGUCAUGGGCGCCUGCCUCGCCCUGCUCGCCGUCUUCUUCGCGCUCCGGCUGGAAGUCGAAGACCACGUGGCGUUUUUAAUAACAGUCCCAACUGCCCUGGCGAUCUUCUUUGCGAUAUUCAUCCUCGUGUGCAUCGAGUCCGUGUUUAAGAAGCUGCUACGCCUUUUCUCUUUGGUGAUAUGGAUGUGUCUGGUGGCCAUGGGGUACUUGUUCAUGUGCUUUGGAGGCACCGUCUCCCCCUGGGACCAGGUGUCCUUCUUCCUCUUCAUUAUCUUCGUGGUAUACACCAUGCUCCCCUUCAACAUGCGAGACGCCAUCAUCGCCAGCGUGCUCACGGCCUCCUCCCACACCGUCGUGCUGAGCAUCUGCCUGUCCGCAGCGCCCGGGGCCAAGGAGCACCUGGUCUGGCAGAUCCUGGCCAACGUGAUCAUUUUCAUCUGUGGGAACCUGGCGGGAGCGUACCACAAGCACCUCAUGGAACUUGCUCUGCAGCAGACGUACCAGGACACGUGCAAUUGCAUCAAGUCCCGGAUCAAGCUGGAAUUUGAAAAGCGUCAGCAGGAGCGUCUCCUGCUGUCUCUUUUGCCGGCUCACAUAGCCAUGGAGAUGAAAGCUGAGAUCAUCCAGAGGCUGCAGGGCCCCAAAGCCGGCCAAAUGGAAAACACAAACAACUUUCACAACCUGUAUGUUAAGCGACACACCAACGUGAGUAUCCUGUACGCAGACAUCGUUGGCUUCACCCGGUUGGCCAGUGACUGCUCCCCAGGAGAGCUGGUCCACAUGCUGAACGAGCUCUUUGGAAAGUUCGAUCAAAUUGCAAAGGAGAAUGAGUGCAUGAGAAUAAAAAUUUUGGGAGACUGCUACUACUGCGUGUCCGGACUCCCCAUAUCUCUCCCGAACCAUGCCAAGAAUUGUGUGAAAAUGGGACUGGAUAUGUGUGAAGCCAUAAAGAAAGUGAGGGACGCCACCGGCGUGGAUAUCAACAUGCGCGUCGGAGUGCAUUCUGGGAACGUCCUCUGCGGCGUGAUCGGUCUGCAGAAGUGGCAGUAUGACGUGUGGUCACAUGACGUUACCUUAGCCAAUCACAUGGAAGCCGGAGGGGUUCCUGGACGUGUUCACAUUUCUUCUGUCACCUUGGAACACUUGAAUGGCGCUUAUAAAGUGGAGGAAGGAGAUGGUGACAUCAGAGACCCAUAUUUAAAACAGCACCUGGUGAAAACCUACUUUGUAAUCAACCCCAAGGGGGAACGACGGAGUCCUCACCUCUUCAGACCUCGCCACACCCUCGAUGGAGCCAAGAUGAGGGCUUCCGUCCGCAUGACCCGGUACCUGGAGUCCUGGGGAGCAGCCAAGCCCUUUGCACACCUGCAUCACCGAGAUAGCAUGACCACGGAGAACGGCAAGAUCAGCACCACGGAUGUGCCAAUGGGUCAGCAUAAUUUUCAAAACCGUACCUUAAGAACCAAGUCGCAAAAGAAGAGAUUUGAGGAAGAAUUAAAUGAAAGGAUGAUUCAAGCAAUUGAUGGAAUUAAUGCCCAAAAGCAGUGGCUCAAGUCUGAAGACAUUCAGAGAAUCUCGCUCCUGUUCUACAAUAAAAUACUAGAAAAAGAAUACCGAGCCACCGCACUGCCAGCGUUCAAGUAUUACGUGACCUGCGCGUGUCUCAUAUUGUUCUGCAUUUUUAUCGUGCAGAUUCUGGUAUUACCCAAGACGUCCAUUCUCGGGAUCUCCUUUGGAGCCGCGUUUCUCUUGCUUGCCUGUAUCCUUUUCGUCUGCUUUGCUGGACAGCUUUUGCAAUGCAGCAAGAAGGCCUCCGCCUCUCUCCUGUGGCUACUGAAGUCGUCCAGCAUCAUCGCGGACCGGCCCUGGCCGCGGGUCUCCCUCACGGUCCUCACCACCGCCAUCAUCCUGACCAUGGCCGUGUUCAACAUGUUUUUCCUGAGCGACCCAGAGGAAGCCAUCCCUCCGACUGCCAACACAUCAAACACAAGUCUUUCUGCCUUAAACAAUCAGGCAGUGAUUCUGCGUGCACAGAAUUUGUUUUUCCUCCCGUACUUUAUCUACAGCUGCAUUCUGGGACUGAUUUCCUGCUCGGUUUUCCUGCGGGUGAAUUACGAGUUGAAAAUGCUGAUCAUGAUGGCGGCGUUGGUAGGCUACAACACCAUCCUUCUCCACACUCACGCCCACGUCCUGGACGACUACAGCCAGGUCUUAUUUGAGAGACCAGGCAUUUGGAAAGACCUGAAGACCAUGGGCUCAGUGUCUCUCUUUAUAUUUUUCAUCACACUGCUUGUUCUGGGUAGACAGAAUGAAUAUUACUGUAGGUUAGACUUCUUGUGGAAGAACAAGUUCAAAAAAGAGCGGGAGGAGAUAGAAACCAUGGAGAACCUGAACCGCGUGCUGCUGGAGAACGUGCUGCCCGCGCACGUGGCCGAACAUUUCCUGGCCCGGAGCCUGAAGAACGAGGAGUUGUACCACCAGUCCUACGACUGUGUCUGUGUCAUGUUUGCUUCCAUUCCGGAUUUCAAGGAAUUCUACACAGAAUCGGAUGUGAACAAGGAGGGAUUGGAAUGCCUUCGGCUCCUGAACGAGAUCAUCGCCGACUUUGAUGAUCUGCUGUCCAAGCCGAAAUUCAGUGGAGUUGAAAAGAUCAAGACCAUCGGCAGCACGUAUAUGGCCGCGACCGGUCUGAGCGCCGUGCCCAGCCAGGAGCAUACCCAGGAGCCCGAGAGGCAGUACAUGCAUAUCGGCACCAUGGUGGAGUUUGCCUUUGCCCUGGUGGGGAAGCUGGACGCUAUCAACAAACACUCCUUCAAUGACUUCAAGCUGCGAGUGGGUAUUAACCAUGGGCCUGUAAUAGCCGGUGUGAUUGGAGCUCAGAAGCCACAAUACGAUAUCUGGGGCAACACCGUGAAUGUGGCCAGCAGGAUGGACAGCACCGGCGUGCUGGACAAAAUACAGGUCACUGAGGAGACAAGCCUCAUCCUCCAGACCCUGGGGUACACGUGCACAUGUCGAGGAAUAAUCAACGUGAAAGGCAAGGGGGAGCUGAAGACGUACUUUGUAAACACAGAAAUGUCAAGGUCCCUUUCCCAGAGCAACGUGGCAUCCUGAGGGGCUGCCUCCACUUCGGCAAGACGACUGUACUUUCGGGAAGGUACGAUGCACUUUCUGACCGCGAGCUUUGUCUCUCGUUUCUGGUGUGCGUGCUCUGUUGUGUCCUAUGGAGCCUUUUCAGACUCGUUCCUCUGACCUGGUGGCAUACCAUUUGGUGUCUGACGUGUCCCAAGAUCGCUCUGCCACUCGCACUGUGCUUACUCCUAAGCAGAAGGAAAAGGAGUGUGUGUUAUGGGAGAAAUGCGCUCAGAGAAUUCACAAAGAUGACAGAGGUGAAAUAAACAAAAAUUCUUAAGGCAAUAAAACUAGGGGGUGUAUAUUAUCUUCCAGUGCAUGUUUUUGUUUUUUUGUUUUUUUUUUCCUGGAAAAUAUGGUAGCUGGCCAACCGCAUCCGCUAGUCCGAUAUUACAACACACAGUAUUUGUGAAUAAUUGAUUCCGUCGCCCCACAUGGAAGUUGACUGUGUUCACCCAGUGUAUCUCAUUGCCGGCGGCCGUCCACGGGACCCACGGUCCUGUCGCCUUGCUCUGUCGUGUCUCGGGCCAGAGGCGUGCAGCCACCCAUCACCAGAAUUAGUUCUCAUGACCUAGGACCAGUUUUGUACCAAACGCGUCCGACGUUUUGAUGCCAUUGUCUUUUGUAAGGUUGAUUCAUUAAAAGUUUUACGUACUUUG